Nematostella vectensis (starlet sea anemone) is the source of this 1675-nucleotide messenger RNA. RefSeq names its product DDB1- and CUL4-associated factor 10. Gene Ontology annotation, molecular function: protein binding. Gene Ontology annotation, cellular component: Cul4-RING E3 ubiquitin ligase complex. The transcript has 2 exons. Lineage: Eukaryota; Metazoa; Cnidaria; Anthozoa; Actiniaria; Edwardsiidae. Bases 256 to 1578 code for a protein of 440 amino acids. The record is from RefSeq and is a predicted model, not a curated record.
ACAGAGACUGGGUUCGAGGUGCCCUACACGUUAGAGGAAAAACCCAAGAUGGCGGCCGUCGUCAAAGAUUUCUCGAGUUUAAUUGGGAAUGAAAAACUGUGAAAAUUGCAAUGCACUGGGGCAUUUUCAACGGAAUUUUCGAACGCCGAUAAAUAAGUAUCUCUUCUCUUAAAAUGACAACGAACAAUGUAGAACGACGCUAGAAAACUAAGGAACAUAUGAGGUGCAAAUUGCGCCUAAAAUUAAGUUGACAUUAUGGGAGAGUUUAAAAUCAAGACAGAGUACAACUUCGGUUCCUCAAGAAGUACGAAUUCUCCGAAAGCAUGGAGUUCUCUGAUGUACCUCACCGAGCGCGAGAGGGGUGCUGCGUACAAGAACGACUCGGUCAUGGCCCGUUACUACAAGUAUAUCGCCUUACGAAAAAUCUGGGAUCCACAAAGCACAGCUGUGGAAGAGGGCCAUGGAGCUGUAUUCAAUAUAGAAUUCUCUCCUAAUGGGAGCUUGCUUGUGGCGGCAUGUGAACGGGCAAGCUUCCUUGUUUUUGACCCAGUCAGCCAACAGUUAAUCAAAAGCAAACGCAAGGCGCACAGUGAUUGCGUUAAUUGUGUGAGGUUUCUGGACUCAAGAUCUUUUUUGACUUGUUCAGAUGACAAGACAAUAUGCCUAUGGGAUGCUCGCAAUCUGAAGUCUAAUGUUUUUAGUCUUGUUGGUCACACCAGCUGGGUGAAGAGUAUAGAAUAUUGUAGAGAAUCUGGUAAGCUAGUAACCUCUGCGUUUGAUGACACUAUACGUACUUGGGAUCUCAAUCGGUACAUGGAAUCUGGAAACCCUCGUGGGAAGGUGCUUCUCAAUGUAUCAAACUUGACACGCAUGAAGCUAACCCCUUGUGGUGGUAAAAUGAUUAUCUCUUCAAUUCCUGGACAUUUGGUGGUGAUACACAAUCUUGACUUGGAUUUCCUGGAAAAACACAUGGAUGAGCACACUUUACCCUUUUGGAGCUUCCCAGGGAAUCAGCCAGGAAUGAGUAUACCUAACCAGAACAAACCAUGGACUGCUAAGAAUAAAUUUGAGGUGAUAGCAGAAUUUCCAGACAAUGUUAUACCUUGGUGUAUCUCAUCCCUGGAAAUACACCCACAGGGUUGGUGCGUAGUGUCACGUUAUUCUAGUGCUGGAUGGAACCAGGAGUGGACUGCCGUCUAUGAUAUACAGACCUCACAUCUCAAGGACUCUGGUCUGGAGCCAGUAAAUCAAGAUGGGGCAUCCACCACACCUGAGAGACUAAUCUAUUGCAUAGAAGAACCCAAUGUGGCAAGGGGCUACAUCAAAGAGCCAUGCUUCAGUUGCGAUGGCCGCACAAUUGGUUCACCUUUUGGGAACACCUCAAGACUACUAGGGUUUAGUAGUGAAUGUGAAGAGCUGCCAAAAUGUCUGUUGAAAAAUCCCUCAGAAUUACUUGAUUUGAAAAUCCUUGUGAGUCAUAAAAACCCUGUGCUAACAUGUCGCUUCUCACCCACACAUCCAACACUGGCAACAGGCUGUCUGGGUGGAAAAGUGUCUUUUCACUUUCCAAAACUUUGAGAAGUUUGCACAGUGGUUGAUUCACAGGAAAGAUUAGCCAUGAUAGAUGGACUGUAAUCUUAUGUCAAUGCAAUAAAUUAUGCGGUUUAUAAACUAA